GCCAGUUUUCCGCUAGGUGGCGAUACAGCGGGCGCAAAGUAAAGUCUCAGACGUGCGAGUGGUCGAAUUUUUUUCUAUACGUGAAAUAACCGAGUGCAAAUAUCCAAACGUAACGCAAUGGCUGCUAGAUUUAUACAGAGAAUUCUCAAGCAAUUGGGUUUUCAGGCUGCGCGUGAUGCGGCGCCAGAGUCAACGGCCUUGGCCGGAGCAACAUUUAAAGCCAAGAUCAACACAACGCCCGCUGCCAGCCGCGGCUAUGCGUCCGGCGUCAGAAAGGUAACGCUUAUACCCGGUGAUGGCAUUGGUCCAGAGAUCUCUGCUGCUGUGCAAAAGAUUUUCACUGCCGCCAAAGUGCCCAUCGAAUGGGAGGCUGUCGAUGUGACGCCCGUCCGUGGUCCCGAUGGCAAAUUUGGCAUUCCCCAGGCGGCCAUCGAUUCGGUUAACACCAACAAGAUUGGCCUCAAGGGUCCCCUAAUGACGCCCGUGGGCAAGGGCCAUCGCUCACUGAACCUGGCAUUGCGCAAGGAGUUCAAUCUGUAUGCCAAUGUGCGUCCCUGCCGCAGUCUGGUUGGCUACAAGACGCUCUACGAUGAUGUCGAUGUGGUCACCAUUCGCGAGAACACCGAGGGCGAGUAUUCUGGCAUUGAGCACGAGAUUGUCGAUGGCGUUGUCCAGAGCAUCAAGCUAAUCACCGAGGAUGCCUCCAGGCGUGUGGCCGAAUACGCCUUCCAGUAUGCCAAAAACAACAAUCGCAAGAAGGUGACCGUCGUGCACAAGGCGAACAUUAUGCGCAUGUCGGACGGCCUGUUCCUGCGUUGUGUGCGCGAAACGGCGCAAAAGUAUCCCGAAAUUCAGUUCGAGGAGCGCUACUUGGACACGGUGUGCCUGAACAUGGUCCAGAAUCCGGGCAAAUACGAUGUGCUGGUCAUGCCCAAUCUGUAUGGUGAUAUUCUGUCUGAUAUGUGCGCCGGUCUGGUCGGCGGUCUGGGCCUGACGCCAUCGGGCAACAUGGGUCUGAAUGGUGCUCUGUUCGAGUCUGUGCACGGCACAGCGCCCGAUAUCGCUGGCAAGGAUCUGGCCAAUCCCACGGCCCUGCUGCUCUCGGCAGUGAUGAUGCUGCGCCACAUGGAGCUCAAUUCGUAUGCUGAUAAAAUUGAGGCAGCCGCAUUUGCCGUCAUUGCGGAAGGCAAAUAUCUAACUGGCGAUCUUGGCGGCAAGGCCAAGUGCUCCGAGUUCACAAACGAGAUCUGCUCCAAGCUAUAAAUUCGGCCCAGCAGCCAGUACACGCCGACGCAGUCGUUCACAGAGUGUUUAAACAGAAGCAACAGCAACAACAACAACUGGAAUCAGAGACGCAGCUUGACUGCGUUAGAUGCAACAAGACACUCGCUACUCAAACCAAAUAGCAACAACAACAACAAAAACUAAAACAACAACAACAAAAACUAAAACAACAAACAAGAACACUCACAAAACGUAGCCGACAGUUUUCUAAUUUUCAUUUUAGUUAAUUCAUAUUUUUGAGAAUGAGAGUUAAGCACCCCCAAAAAGUAUUUUUAUGUUCGAAUACCACAAUUAUAAUCGAAUCAAUUGAAUUCGCUGAGAUGCCCGCUCCCUCACCCCCCCCCCCCCCCCCCUCUCUAAACAAAAACAAAAAAUUGUUAGACACUUUGUUAGCUCAAGAAUUAGACUUGGUCGUAAGCGUACAGUCAAGUAUUUAUUUGUCGCCAUCCAGAAAACGAAAGCAAAAACAAAAA
This is a messenger RNA of Drosophila virilis, 1757 nucleotides long. It is a transcript of the gene Idh3a, whose product is annotated as isocitrate dehydrogenase [NAD] subunit alpha, mitochondrial. Gene Ontology annotation, biological process: tricarboxylic acid cycle; isocitrate metabolic process. Gene Ontology annotation, cellular component: mitochondrion. Gene Ontology annotation, molecular function: magnesium ion binding; NAD binding; isocitrate dehydrogenase (NAD+) activity. The record is from RefSeq and is a predicted model, not a curated record. Lineage: Eukaryota; Metazoa; Arthropoda; Insecta; Diptera; Drosophilidae.